Panonychus citri (citrus red mite) is the source of this 1497-nucleotide messenger RNA. RefSeq names its product fructose-1,6-bisphosphatase 1-like (gene fbp). The transcript has 6 exons. Gene Ontology annotation, molecular function: fructose 1,6-bisphosphate 1-phosphatase activity. Gene Ontology annotation, cellular component: cytoplasm; cytosol. The record is from RefSeq and is a predicted model, not a curated record. Gene Ontology annotation, biological process: fructose metabolic process; fructose 6-phosphate metabolic process; sucrose biosynthetic process. NCBI's taxonomy places the organism in Eukaryota, Metazoa, Arthropoda, Arachnida, Trombidiformes, Tetranychidae. Bases 233 to 1246 code for a protein of 337 amino acids.
AACAAAGUGAAGAAAGAGAAAAAGAAAGAGAAGAUGAAGAUGAUGAGAAAACAGGAUGAUAAGAGGGAGACAUUAACUGAAUGUUGUAAAUUGUUGUUUACUAAAAGCUCAACAUAACAACCGAUUUCUCAGUUAUUUUUUUUGUCUUCCUGUUCACAUUAAUUUCCAUUGAACAUAUUCAAUCAAUAAUCUCCCACUCAUUGAACAAUACGACAACUAAAUCAAUCCAAAAAUGACCUCAAUGAAUUCUGGUAUCGAUACAAAUUGUAUGACACUAACCCGAUUUGUGAUUGAAGAGCAACGGAAAGUGGCCAAUGCCACCGGAGAGAUGACAACACUUCUCAACGCUUUGGCCACAGCAAUUAAAGCGAUGUCCUCAGCAGUUCGUAAAGCUGGUAUAGCUAAAUUAUAUGGUAUCGCUGGAUCGACCAAUGUUCAAGGAGAGGAGGUUAAAAAGCUUGAUGUUUUGGCGAACGAUUUGUUCAUCAAUGUAAUGAAAUCAUCUUAUUCAACUUGUCUCCUGGUUUCAGAGGAAAAUGAUCAUGUUAUUGAGGUAGAACCUGAGAAAAGAGGUAAAUACAUCGUUACCUUUGACCCUCUUGAUGGUUCUUCCAAUAUUGAUUGUUUGGUUUCCAUUGGCUCCAUUUUUGCCAUUUACCGCAAGGUGAAUCCUGGUGAACCAAGUGAAGCCGAUGCUCUGGUCAGUGGACGAAAUAUUUUAGCCGCUGGUUAUGCGACUUACGGAAGCGCGACUAUGCUUGUGUUGUCCCUUGGUCAAGGUGUCCAUGGAUUCAUGCUCGAUCCUGCCAUCGGGGAAUUUGUUCUCACUGAUCCAAACAUUUCGGUUCCUCGUCGUGGUAAAAUUUACAGUAUCAACGAAGGUUAUGAAAGUCAAUGGGAUCCAGUGGUCAAGAAUUACGUCCAUGGAAAAAAAUAUCCAAAGUCUGGUAAACCUUAUGGUGCUCGUUAUGUUGGUUCAAUGGUGUCCGAUGUCCACCGAACCUUCAAGUAUGGAGGAAUCUUCAUGUAUCCAGCAACCAAAGACUCACCUAACGGAAAGUUACGAUUAUUAUACGAAUGUAAUCCUAUGGCAUUUUUAAUGGAGCAAGCGGGAGGAAUGGCGAUCACGGGAAAACAAUGUAUCCUCGAUAUUGUGCCGAAAACUAUUCACGAUCGAAGUCCGAUUUUCCUUGGUUCCGUUGAAGAUGUGACCGAAAUCCAAGAAAUGUACAAAUCAUUUCAAUAGUUAAUCGAACCUCAGAAAAGAUAAUCUCAAUCAAGUUGAUCAUCUAUCGAUAGUAAUUAAGUUGUUCGGAUCACCAUUUUCCACUUUUCUUUUUACAUCAUUUGCUAAUUAACUAACUGUUUUCAUCAACAAUUCUAAAUUUAAUCAUUUCAAAUUGUUAAUCAAUUAACAAUCAAUUACCUGUAACACUUGUAAUCUGAGGCAAUUUAGUUUAUUUUACUUAUUAAUAUUUUCUUGGUUGAGUUCAUGGA